AUGGCGUUGAGAGUUAUGAGUGGAAUACGAGUACCUACGAUCGGCCCAAUCCUAUUAAGAAAUGCUAUUCCGAAAUGUUAUAGUUUAGAUCCUUCUCAGAAAGGUGCAUUGGUUAAGAUAAUAACUACCAUGCUUAACGACAAGUCUACAUAUACAAUCGGAAGUGUGAUAAUGGCAUUUAAUGAAAUAGCAGUAAUAGGUCUGUUGAUAGAUAUGCAAGGUAAGCUGUUAUUAUUUAACGUUGAUCUUGCUUUGUAUGGCAUUAUUUCUAAAGUGGAGCUUAAUCAUGGUCAGAACGCAAAUCCAAAUCCUCAGGGAAUUAAGCCUUCUAUUAAGAAAAAGUCAAAAGCAUUCUACUCAGAUGAGAGCUCCGAGAUUCAUCCUCGUCAUCUGCUGACAAGCUUCGUCCUUUGGAACACUGCUUGUCAAACUAUUUUACUAUCUUGCACCCAACAAGAAACAUAUAAAAUGGGAAAGUCACUGGUCAAAACCACCCCGUUAUUAUCGGGAGAUACAAUACGUUGUUCUCAAGAAGAUUAUGAUGAUAGCGACUCAGCAGCCGGAAUAUGUGAAAGCCCGAACAAAGGUUUUGCUACUUCGGCAAUUCAGGCCAUUGGGCGGUGUGCAAUAAGAAUGAAUGGCAGAGAUGGCCGGGAGCUGUCUAAACAGAUUGACGAAGGAGGAGAUUUGAUUUUGGCAAGGCCGAGAGUGGAUGGGUCAAUAAUCAACCACGCCCACGACGCCUGCAGUCCCAACUCGACUGGUAGUUCUGCCGCUAUGAUGCCGUACCAGGCAUUGGAAA
Molecule: messenger RNA, 802 nt
Organism: Paraglomus brasilianum
Lineage: Eukaryota; Fungi; Glomeromycota; Glomeromycetes; Paraglomerales; Paraglomeraceae
Source: the annotation of a GenBank genome assembly